Messenger RNA from Dibothriocephalus latus, 378 nucleotides. Lineage: Eukaryota; Metazoa; Platyhelminthes; Cestoda; Diphyllobothriidea; Diphyllobothriidae. The record is from the annotation of a GenBank genome assembly.
GUCACCCGCUGUCUCUCAGCCUGCGAGCUGGCCAACCUGCUUACCUGUCGUCUCUAUGACCGACCUACAGCCAACGCUGACAAUGCGGAUUUGCCUUUUGGGCUACCGGAGGGCGACUUCCUCAUGCCAGAUCGUGACAGUGUCAAUCUUGCUGCCAUUCCAUCCUUGCAGAAGGUCCUAGAAACCCCCUCCCAGGAGAAUCGGCACGUCGACGACAAGAUUGAAACCCUCGAAGAGGAGCUUGCUCUAGAUAAGGCUGUUCUCGCUGCUCGUCAGCUUGUGAAACUUGGUCUCCUUUGCAAGGCUGGUUUAAAUAUGACCGUCUAUUGGUACGAGGUCCAUCCGCAUGGUAGAAGUGAUAUCAUUUUGACAGAGUAA